AUGGAAAAGGCCCCGCAAGACUUUUCGGACUUGGAACUAGUGUAUCUUGCUAGAACUGCAAUGAAGCGUGCGUAUUGUCGCUACAGCAAUUUUCCUGUUGGCGCAGCACUUUUGACUGAAAGUGGAGACGUUGUUUUAGGUUGUAAUGUGGAAAAUGCAUCUUAUGGUGGCACAAUUUGUGCGGAGCGCAGUGCAAUCGUUUCAGCGAUUUCACAAGGCUUCAAAAACUUUCGAGCCAUUGCAAUUGCAACCGAUAUGAACGACCCAGCUUCUCCAUGCGGCCUUUGCCGACAAGUUUUGGUCGAGUUUGGUGAUUUCAAGGUGAUCAUUGGAACCGCUUCGAACACAAAGCUGCUCGUAACAACAACAAUGGAGUUGCUUCCGAAUGCAUUCACUCCAACAUCGCUAGACACUUUUGAAAUGGAGAAUUCCAAACAAAUAACUGAUAGCAGCAACGUUGUUAACUAG
Messenger RNA from Caenorhabditis bovis, 468 nucleotides. The record is from the annotation of a GenBank genome assembly. Lineage: Eukaryota; Metazoa; Nematoda; Chromadorea; Rhabditida; Rhabditidae.